AUGAUGGCGACGGCGAGGAGUCUCCUCGUCCUCGUCUUCGUCUUCGCGCUCUGCAGCUUGGCACAGACAGCGGCGGCGUCGGCGUCGGAAGAGGGCUUCCGCGAGUCGCUGCGCAUCGCGCCGCUGGCCGACGGGCGCGUGCACAUGCUCUUCUCCUUUGAGCUCACGUCGGCCGGCGCCGAAAUCGACGAACAGCAGCCGAAUACUGCCUCGUCACAGCAGCCACCGCUGUACUCGACGGUGCCGCGGCCGCUGGUGCACCUGGCGCAGGCGAGCGACGCCGACGAGGUGCACCUCGCCAUCAAUGCCGGCCGGUGGGACUAUGCGCGCUGGGGCUGGCCCACGACGGAGCCGGCCGUGGGCACGGGCGCCGAGGUGUGGGCGAGUCUGCGCGCCAAUGCGACAAGGACGACGGCUACAGCAGACAACGGCGACGGUGGCAGUGCACGCGUCGAGCCGGCGCUCAUGGCGCGCUGGCGCACCCUGACGGCGAACCUGGCCGGCCUCUUUUGCGCCUCGCUCGAUGCCCUCGAUGAGCGCCUGACGGUGACGCCCUGGACGCGGUCCUUUCCUUCCUCUUCGUCAUCAUCGCCGAGCAAUCACUCGAGCAAGACACUCCACGCCACACUGUCGUCCGAGGCCGUGUGCACCGAGAACCUGUCGCCGCUGCUGAAGCUGCUGCCGUGCAAGCAGCGCGCCGGCCUCGCCUCGCUCCUCGAGCCCCACCACUUUUUCGCGGCGGACUUCCACGGCAUGGCCCUGCAUGUUGUCCGCCGUGGCGAGGACGGCCGCUGGGCCGUCGAGAUCAAUGUUCAGGCCGUCUUUUCGCCCGUGAUGCUGCCUGGCCUGCGCGGCAAGCGCGACUGGUCCCUCUCUGGCCUGCUGGGCCGGCGGAUGGAGCAGGCGUGCCCGCUGGCCGACGAGAGUGCCAUCACCGUCGUGGCGCCCGCCGAGGUGGCGAAGAGAAAGAAAGAGGAAGACGAGGAAGAAGGCGACUACAACUUCCUCAUCAGCCCCAUCCUCGUCCUGCCGCAGCUGGCCCAGGAGGAGCGCGACGCCUACGAGGACGAGGCCGCGCGCUUCAAGCGCUUCGAGCGCGCAUUCAUCCGCCGCGUCGUCGACGAGGGACACGCCGUGUACGACACGCGCACCGCCGUCGGCUUCGACGUGCGCAUGUACUGGCCUACCGAGGGCGAAUUUGUGUUUCCCCACAGCUACCCCAACAGCCCGGCCUUUUCGGCCGACCGGAGCUUCCUGGGCGCCGGCCAGGAGCGAGGGCGAAUCGAGGUCACGCUGCGCAACACCGACGCCGUGCGCGCACGCAGCGUCGUCUACUACGACGUCCUGCCCUGGUUCAUCCGGCCCCUCCUCCACUCGCUCCAGGCCAGUGUCGAGGUGGCCGACGACGACGACGAGGAGGGCGACAUUGUGCGCUUUGCAGACGACCUCACCGCGCCCAUCGUCGAGGCGCUGCGCUACUCUGCGUCGACGCCGCGCGGCGCACCGCUGCACCUCGAGGCGACGGUGCGCGUGCCCCCGCAGAGCACCGUGCGCCUGCGCUACGACUACGACAAGGCCUUUCUGCGCUAUGCCGAGCACCCGCCCGACGCCCACCGCGGCUUCGACAUUGCCCCCGCCGUCUUUCUGCCUGCCGGCAGCAGCAAGAUGCCCCGCCUGUACACAAACCCCAGCCUGGUCGAGGUGGCCGUGCCGGACUUUAGCAUGCCGUACAAUGUCAUCAUCUUCACGUCGACACUCAUUGCCCUCUGCGCGGGCUCGGUGCUCAACAACCUCGUGCGCAAAUAUGCAGACGUCGUCGUCGAGCCGUAGUAGUAGGCAGGACAUGCAAUCCAAUCUAAUGCAACCAGUCGGAUCGCGAGAUUGAUUGGCUUUUCCUGGCCUGCAUCUAGUCAGAGUGAGAUCAGGAUCGGGAAUGAAGUGAGCGCCCGUGCCUUUCUCCAAAUAC
Molecule: messenger RNA, 1966 nt
Organism: Acaromyces ingoldii
Lineage: Eukaryota; Fungi; Basidiomycota; Exobasidiomycetes; Exobasidiales; Cryptobasidiaceae
Product: Gpi16 subunit, GPI transamidase component
Exons: 4
Coding region: 1-1830 (609 amino acids)
Biological process (GO): attachment of GPI anchor to protein
Cellular component (GO): GPI-anchor transamidase complex
Source: RefSeq, a predicted model, not a curated record